Helianthus annuus (common sunflower) is the source of this 1610-nucleotide messenger RNA. Its product is annotated as ubiquitin-like modifier-activating enzyme 5. The record is from RefSeq and is a predicted model, not a curated record. Gene Ontology annotation, biological process: protein ufmylation. Gene Ontology annotation, cellular component: cytoplasm; cytosol. Gene Ontology annotation, molecular function: UFM1 activating enzyme activity. The transcript is spliced from 14 exons. Bases 164 to 1444 code for a protein of 426 amino acids. Lineage: Eukaryota; Viridiplantae; Streptophyta; Magnoliopsida; Asterales; Asteraceae.
AUAGUAUUAAGAGGAUGAAUCCGGAUUGUCAAGUGAGCCGCAAUAGCUAUACUAAUUCUUGACAUAAAUUCUGAUUUCUAGCAACUCAAGAUCUAACAAGCUUUGACCUUUGUAACGAAAAAACAGUCACAAAAACAUAGAGUUGAACCACAGAGCGGCAGCAAUGGAGGCGGAACUGAAAGCGACGCUAUCUGAUCUCCAAAAUCUCAAAACUUCAUUAUCCGAUCCAUCUCAUCAUGCUUCCAUCGAUCAAAUUCGGUUGCGUGUAGAGAAUCUCACCAGUCUUGCAAUGGCUGCACCGACUCGUCGUUCAAAAGUCAAGGAUAUGAGUGCAGAGGUUGUAGACAGCAACCCGUAUAGUAGGCUUAUGGCGCUGCAGAGGAUGGGUAUUGUGGACAAUUAUGAAAGAAUACGGGAAUUUUCAGUUGCUAUAGUUGGUAUCGGUGGGGUGGGGAGUGUUGCCGCUGAAAUGCUUACGAGAUGUGGUAUUGGCCGUCUUUUGUUGUAUGAUUACGAUACAGUGGAGUUAGCCAACAUGAAUAGGCUAUUUUUUCGUCCUGAACAGGUUGGUAUGACCAAGACUGAUGCUGCUGUCCAAACGUUAUCAGAAAUAAAUCCGGACGUUGUUCUCGAGAGCUUUACCAUGAACAUAACAACAGUGCAAGGCUUCGAAACUUUCAUUUCAAGUCUCACAAAUAAAUCUUAUAAUCAAAAGAAAGAAGGCACCGGGGUGGAUCUUGUUUUGAGCUGUGUAGAUAAUUAUGAAGCAAGGAUGGUUGUUAAUCAGGCUUGCAAUGAACUUAAUCAAACUUGGAUGGAGUCUGGUGUGUCUGAGGAUGCUGUUUCGGGUCAUAUACAGUUGUUGAUUCCUGGAGAAACUGCUUGUUUUGCAUGUGCACCUCCUUUGGUUGUUGCAUCUGGGGUGGAUGAACGCACACUUAAACGUGAAGGAGUUUGUGCUGCAUCUUUGCCUACUACUAUGGGGGUCGUUGCUGGGCUUUUAGUCCAAAACACACUCAAGUUCUUGCUGAAAUUCGGGCAAGUCUCACCAUACUUGGGAUACAAUGCUCUUAAAGACUACUUCCCAACGAUGGCAAUGAAGCCGAACCCUCAAUGUUCAAACGGACCUUGUCUAGAACGCCAGAAAGAGUACAUGCUCUUAAAACCCGCAAGGGAUGCAGCUGCCAAAGCGAAGAUGGAGGAAGAACUAUCAACAAUUGAAAUCCCAGUACAUGCCGAUAACGAGUGGAAUAUAAGUGUUGUUGAUGAUUGUGAGGUUGAUGUCAUAAAUGGCCAAAGCUCAGAUGCACUGCCAGAAGGUCUUGUUCAUGAGCUUCCAAAUGCUGAUGUCUACAAGCAUCCAACGGUCUCAAACGACGCUGUGGACACCGUAGAUGAUCUUGAAGAUCUCAAAAAGCAACUUGAGGCCCUUAAUGCUCUCUAGUUGUUAUAUUAUCAGUUUUUUAAAUUAUAAUCUACAAAUUGAGUAACAAACUAAGAAGAAUUUUGGCCUGUUUCAAGUUUUGGUCUAAGAGCACCUUUUAAAUCAAGUAGAUCAUAUGAACUUUAAUGAAGUCCAAUGAUAUGAACAUCUAGAAAGUUGACUAAUA